AUGGUGCCCACAGGAAUGUUUUCCUUUUCUUCUCAAACAGGACCAUCGGACCCCUUGAGUGGUUCGUGGGAAACGACAGGAGAAGGUGCACAGAACUUUCAAGAUUUCUCAGACAACGGAUCUACCCACCCGGGAGACUCCGAGGACUUUUCUUUCCAAGUUGAUGGUCACAUCACGCCCCGAGGACAGGGCCAAGCCACCGAGGACAUGCAUAGCAAGUGGGCUACUGCCGCUCCCACCACAACCGUGGUGCCUGCUGGCGGCGAGUCGAUGCGAAGAGGGACUUCGCGCAGCUCGACCGGAAGCCGCAAGCACAGGAUUUCCAAGGUUACAUCUCCCAAGACCCGCCCCAGAUUGACUUCUGCGGCGUCGUCUCAAGUAUCUGCCCAGCUGUCCUCCAUGGACAUCACAGGUAAUGCCGUCAUCUUCAACGGACCCCAACACAGCGCCCAAAUGAUGGACGUGAACCCCUACUUCCUGGACGCGGACACGAGCGCCGUCUCGUCGCAAUGGUUUAACUCAAUGGAGCUCGGCAUGGUCCCCGACGGCAUCUCGUCUGGCGACCUGAACAUGCACGUCGUGCCUGCUCAGAUGCAGUUGGACCCUGACUCGAGCCUGGGUGCUCACUCUCCUUCUGCCUCGUGGAACUCUUUCAGCCCCGCCGAGUCUCACCUGUCGUCGCCCGCCGGCAGCACUGAGGACUCGUGGCUGUCUGCCCCACUCAUGUCCUCGCCCUCUCACUCGGAGCACGUCUCCCCCAUUAUCCAGAGCCAGUCUCCAAGCGCCCACGGAAAGUUCAUGGGAGACGAACUCAACGGAAGUGUCCUCACCAUCGUCGGCGAUGCCGCUCUGCCCCCUGCGUUCCCCAGCCGCCGGCCUACCAACGAGGGUGACUCCGCACGGGACCACCCCCUGUACAAGAACGCGACCCCGCAAGCCGAUGGCUUGUUCCACUGCCCGUGGGAGGGAGAAUCCAGCUGCAACCACAAGCCCGAGAAGCUCAAGUGCAACUACGACAAGUUCGUGGACUCCCACCUGAAGCCCUACCGCUGCAAGAUUGAUUCCUGCGAGAACGCCCGGUUCUCCUCCACCGCCUGCCUGCUCCGUCACGAGCGUGAGGCCCACGCCAUGCACGGCCACGGCGACAAGCCUUUCCUGUGCUCCUACGAGGGAUGCGACCGCGCCAUGCAUGGCAAUGGAUUCCCUCGCCAGUGGAACCUCAAGGAUCACAUGCGCCGUGUCCACAACGACAAUGGAGUCCCUGGAUCCCCCACCAGCACAAGCAACGGACAGCAGAGCUCCAAGGGUCGCAAGCGCAAGGAUGCCCCCAAGGUCGUCGGACCUGUCCCUGCCUCUCGCAAGGUCACCGCCAAGGCCGCUGCCGUGGAGGCCGCUGCCAAGGAGGAGCAGUCUUCCAAGCCUCUCAUCGAGGAGUGGAUGGCCCACCGCCAGGCGCUCGAGGACAUCGUCCGUGGCCUCAACCAGCCCGAGGACACCAGGAACGUCCAGCUCAUUCAGGACGCCCAAAACCACCUGUCCGCCAUGGGCAAGAUCGGACACAACCUGAGCCCGUCUCAGCCAAUGGAUGCCAAGAUGCCCUUCCUCCAGAACUUUGUCCAGGCCGGAUGA
Molecule: messenger RNA, 1629 nt
Organism: Colletotrichum graminicola M1.001
Lineage: Eukaryota; Fungi; Ascomycota; Sordariomycetes; Glomerellales; Glomerellaceae
Product: C2H2 transcription factor
Exons: 3
Coding region: 1-1629 (542 amino acids)
Source: RefSeq, a predicted model, not a curated record